This is a messenger RNA of Jaculus jaculus (lesser Egyptian jerboa), 1879 nucleotides long. RefSeq names its product activating transcription factor 5 (gene Atf5). Bases 393 to 1250 code for a protein of 285 amino acids. The transcript is spliced from 3 exons. The record is from RefSeq and is a predicted model, not a curated record. Gene Ontology annotation, biological process: regulation of transcription by RNA polymerase II. NCBI's taxonomy places the organism in Eukaryota, Metazoa, Chordata, Mammalia, Rodentia, Dipodidae. Gene Ontology annotation, cellular component: nucleus. Gene Ontology annotation, molecular function: DNA-binding transcription activator activity, RNA polymerase II-specific; RNA polymerase II transcription regulatory region sequence-specific DNA binding.
AGGGGCAGGGCGUAAAGAGUCCAACCCCUACAACGAAGCGGGAACUGAGGUCUCCGGACAGGGAAAAAUGUGGGGGGCUACUUGUAGGGACAAUAAAGGCCACCCUAAACUUUCAAAGGAAGAGUGGGUGGUAUUGGUGAAGGACCCGAACAUGGGUGAAUUCCCCUGGGAACUAAUGUGGAGAAGGGGUGGAGCCUAAAGAAUAUUUUGCAAAAGGGCGUGGUCGGAAGAAAAUUCUCCUGGGACUAAUUAUUUUAUGAAGAGGAACAUGAUGAGGUCCUCCACUUUUGCCUUGGUGCCUGUCUUUACCCAGCUGAGCAAUCUCCCCAGCUGCCUCCCAGCUCCUGGUGCAGCCCCUAUUACCAUCGGAGCCCAGCGACUGUGCCUCAGUCAUGUCACUCCUGGCGACCCUGGAGCUGGACAGGGCCCUGCUCCCAGCUAGCGGGCUGGGCUGGCUCGUAGACUAUGGAAAACUCCCCCUGGCCCCUGCCCCUCUGGGCCCCUAUGAAGUCUUUGGGGGAGCCCUGGAGGGCGGGCUUCCAGGGGGGGGAGAGCCCCUGGCAGGUGAUGGCUUCUCUGACUGGAUGACAGAGCGCGUUGACUUCACGGCCCUCCUCCCUCUGGAGUCCCCCCUGCCCUCAGGUGCCUUCCCCUCACCCUCCCCAGCCCCUCCUGACCUGGAAGCCAUGGCCUCCCUGCUCAAGAAGGAACUGGAGCAAAUGGAAGACUUCUUUCUGGAUGCCCCACUCCUCCCUCCACCCUCUCCUCCUCCCCCUCCUCCUCCUCCUCCACCACCACCACCACCACCCAUGGCCUCCUUGCCCCUGCCCUUGCCUACCUUUGACUUCCCCCAGCCCCCUGCCCUGGACCUGGACCUGCUAGCUAUCUACUGUCGUAGUGAGCCUGGGCCAGUAGAUACAGGCUUGGCACCUUUGCCCGCCCCACAGCAGCCCCAGCAGCUCUCUGCUCCUCCACCUCCACCCUCCCGCCCAGGCCCCUACCCCAGUCCUGCCACUGUCCGAGGGGACCGCAAGCAAAAGAAGAGAGACCAGAAUAAAUCUGCAGCUCUGAGGUACCGCCAGAGGAAGAGGGCAGAGGGCGAGGCCCUGGAGGGCGAGUGCCAGGGGCUGGAGGCACGGAAUCGGGAGCUGAGGGAGAGGGCUGAGUCAGUGGAGCGGGAGAUUCAGUAUGUGAAGGACCUGCUCAUUGAGGUGUACAAGGCCCGCAGCCAGAGGACCCGCAGCAGCUAAGGGUCAGGGAACAGGUCCUGAGGGGGCUCCUCAUGUUCUAGGCUGUUGGCAGGAUUGUGGAGGCAAGACCCCUUUGUCCCUCUGCCUCCAUUCACUCUGUUCAGUCUUAUCUUUUAUCCAUUUCUGGAUUUAUCCCCCACUCCUCAUUGUGAGAUGUUUGGCCUUUGUAUCUUCACCUGUUCAAUGCAGCUGAGGAACUGAGGCACUCAAGGAAUUCAGAGAGCAAGCCAAAGCCCUGGUGCCUGGAAUCUAAAAUGAGUGUUUCUUGCAGGUGGUUCUAGUUGGCCCACUAGGCCCGGCUGAGAAGUGAGGCAGGAAGCCCUGCAGGAUGACUGUACCCAUGGAAACAUUAGUCAGGGAGGGUUUAAAGGAAGGCACCCAUAGAAUACAAAUGAGAAGCCAGCCAAGGGUCCUUGGGAACAUGUACCCAGGGAGGGAGCUGAAUGUGCAACAAGUGGAUAUGCAGGCCAAGGGGGAGGAAAGGGUGGCUAUAGUUGGUGACUAGAGGGUCAUUUUAGCUCUGGGAGAGAAUCAGUGUUUUGUGAAGGUGUUGGGGGAGGGGUGCAUUGUGGUGAGGGGGCUGAUCUUUCAGGGAUUGUGGGCAGAAAUAAAAUGCAGAAUUGCCUGUG